Molecule: messenger RNA, 1749 nt
Organism: Scutellospora calospora
Lineage: Eukaryota; Fungi; Glomeromycota; Glomeromycetes; Diversisporales; Gigasporaceae
Source: the annotation of a GenBank genome assembly
AUGUCGGAUAAAACUCACUCGUUAGCCAUCAAUACAACAAAACGGCUGAAGGACUUACAUAACUGCGUGAACUCACUCAAUACACUAUUUAGCGUAAUUCCUUCAGAAGAUUCUCACCAAAGUGAAUAUGUUGGAGCCUGUGACGCUCGGAGGGCUUUCAUUUCUGGCUUCACGGGUUCUGCAGUAUCUAAUGAUGCCGCUGCUCUUUUUACGGAUGGUAGAUAUUUUCUUCAAGCGAGUAAUCAAUUGGAUAGAAAUUGGCAAUUGAUGAAAUUAGGUUUGCCGGAUGUUCCCACCUGGCAAGAAUAUUUGGUGCAAAAUCUUCCAAAAGGUUCGAAAAUAGGAAUUGAUCCCACACUAAUUACCGCACUUGGUUCUAGUUUGAUAGCUAUUAACCAGAAUUUAGUUGAUUUGGUAUGGGGAGAUGAAAGACCUCUACGUCCCGUAAAUCCAGUUAUGAUAUUAGAAGAACGUUAUACUGGAUGUUCGCAUACUGAAAAAAUUGCAAACCUUCGUGAAGAAUUCAAAGAAAGUUAUUAUGGGUUUGUUGUAUCAGGUCUUGACGAGAUUGCAUGGCUUUUUAACCUUCGUGGCUCAGAAGUCGAUUAUAAUCCUGUCUUCUAUUCCUAUUCGCUCAUCACUAAGGAUGAAGUAGUUCUUUAUAUUGAUGAUCGUAAAUUAACCAAGGAAGCCAUAGAUCAUCUUGGACCUGAUGUUAAAUACCAACCUUAUGAUGCAAUAUUCGAAGAUGUACAGAGACAUUCUGUCAAUUUGAAAAAUAAUAAUCAGAAACUCCUUAUAAGUACACGAACAAGCUGGGCUAUAGCUAGAGCGGCUGGUGAAUGCAAUGUUGAAGAAACUCGUUCACCGAUCACUGAUGCCAAAGCAGUCAAGAAUGAAGUUGAAUUGGAAGGCAUGAGACAAUGUCAUUUAAGAGAUGCCUCAAACGGCAAAUCAUUAACUGAAAUUGAUGGAUCUAAUCGACUAGCUCAAUUCAGAGCAGAACAAUCCGAUUUUGUUGGUCUUUCCUUCGAUACUAUUUCCUCAUCGGGUCCUAACGGGGCUAUUAUACAUUAUAAACCAGAGCCAGAAUCUUGUGCUGUUAUUGAUCCAAAUCUUUUAUACUUGUGUGAUUCUGGUGGUCAAUAUAAAGAUGGAACCACAGAUGUGACACGUACAGUUCAUUUUGGUACACCAACUGAACAAGAAAAACGAGCAUUUACUCGUGUUCUUCAAGGGCACAUUGCUAUUGAUAGGGCUAUUUUUCCUAAAGGAACCACUGGAUAUUUAUUAGACGUACUUGCAAGAACUUCUCUAUGGAGGGAUGGGUUAGAUUUUCGUCACGGAACAGGUCAUGGUGUAGGAUGCUUUUUGAAUGUUCAUGAGGGUCCUCAUGGUAUUGGCACUCGUAUCACAUACAAUGACUCGCCGCUACGAGCCGGUAUGACAGUUACUAAUGAACCAGGUUACUAUGAAGAUGGUAAAUUUGGAAUUCGUAUUGAGACUGUCUUACUCGUCAAAGAAGUAGAUACACCAAAUAAUUUCGGUGAUCGAGGUUAUCUCGGAUUCGAACAUAUAACAUUUGCACCUAUUCAAACAAGUCUCGUGGAUGCAUCUCUAUUAAGUCCUAUUGAGCAUAAAUGGCUUAAUGAUUUUAAUGCUGAAUGUCUACGAAAAGUAGGACCUUUAUUGAAACCAGGUAGUCUAGGACUUCGUUGGUUAGAACGAGAAACUGCUCCAUUAAAAUAA